This is a messenger RNA of Pungitius pungitius (ninespine stickleback), 3645 nucleotides long. RefSeq names its product holocarboxylase synthetase (biotin-(proprionyl-CoA-carboxylase (ATP-hydrolysing)) ligase) (gene hlcs). Gene Ontology annotation, biological process: protein modification process. NCBI's taxonomy places the organism in Eukaryota, Metazoa, Chordata, Actinopteri, Perciformes, Gasterosteidae. Gene Ontology annotation, molecular function: biotin--[biotin carboxyl-carrier protein] ligase activity. The transcript has 11 exons. Gene Ontology annotation, cellular component: cytoplasm. The record is from RefSeq and is a predicted model, not a curated record. Bases 138 to 2870 code for a protein of 910 amino acids.
UUCUCUACCCAGCGUCAGUAGAAAGACGAAGAGUCGCAGCAGCUAGCUGGACUUCACAGGCAGCGGUAUGUUGUGACCGCUCCAUACACGGAGAGAAGAACAGUCACGAUGUCUCCCUUUCGGUCUGGUCGGUUAAGAUGUUAAUAACGUUGUGCUACGUCUAUAUGUGGGUGCGCUUUCACAAGUGCUACUCGGUUUUGAUACGAAACAGCUUGUCCCGACUGAGCAGCGGCAGCUUCAGCUUCAGCUUCGGGGUCUGCUCCAGCUCGGCCACCGCUUCACGGACCGGGCGCCACACAGCGGCGCUCCGGCAGCCCGGUGUGCUUCCGGCCGAGGACAACGUCUUCCUCCAGCUGGGGGACAGGGCCGUCUAUGUCACGGAGCCUCAGGCGUGCGACGACCUCAGCAAGUGGACCGUGCUGUUGGGGUCCUCCUUGGUUUGCGGUCCGCGAAUAGAGAGCAUUUCAUUCAUCAUAGAAGCUGCGGGGCACAGAGUCGGCUACCAUUCUUCUCACACGUCCAAUAAGAAAGUGCUGAAGUGGUCUGACCACUGCCUCCCUCUGGCCCGUAGUCCCGGCCAGCCCUUCAGGGCCGUGGCUCAGGCCAGCGUGGACAACUUCAGUCUUCUGGGCGUGGCUUUUAUCGAAGACCGCCUUCAGCUGGACAAUGGACUCGCGCCUUCAAAGAUAAUCCCUGUCCUCCUCCAAGAUUCCACCCUCAGGGAGCUGCUGGAGAAUCAGGGCCCCAACGCUGAGACACCACCUUGUCUCUGCGCCACUGAGCCUUUGCACCGUCACCCGACGUGCUGUAAAGGCAGCCUCCUCCUCACCCCGCAGGUCAGGAGGAGGCUGGAGGAGCGGCGGGGGUCAGAGCCGCUCUGUGGCAUCAAAGGCCCGGGACGCGAUUGUGACUCGGAGGACCGCUCCUUGGUGCACCAUCACCACAUGGAGGGCCACAGACACCUCCAUCUGUCCAGCUGCCACGAGUGCUUGGAAUUGGAGAACAGCACCAUCCUCUCGGUGAAGUACGCCUCGGCUGAGAACAUCCCGGACCUUCCCAAUGAUGACUCGGCAGGACUGGACAGCGGAGACGAGACUGUGGACGAUGCUGAGCACGGGGCCAAUGGGUUGUCUGGGCAGGGCGAUGGACUGGACUUUACUAGCAAGCCACCCAAUGUUCUUCUUUACACGGGCGACUGCCAGCAGCGUUUUCAGUCAGUCCGGCAGAUUCUGUCAGAGUGCAUAAACAUGGAAGACAACAUAAUAUAUCCCCUCCAGUCAAAGCAGGCUCUCAGCGAACCUUGGCUGGACAACGCCAAGCUCCUCGUCCUGGCAGAAGAGGAGCCCCUGUCCCCACAGCUGCAGACCCGUUUUCUCACCUACCUGAGCCAGGGUGGCAAGGUGCUGGGGCUCGCCUCCACCCUGUGCCCGGCGGGCCUCUGCCUGGAGGCCAGGGAGGAGCAGCGUGGUCGGGUCGGCAGGCUGAGCUUCACCAGAGAGGACAGCACAGAGCUGGAGCUGGGCGUGCUGUCGAGCGGGAAGGUCUACGUCAGGGACACGCAGGGAGGAGGGGAAGUGGAGCUCUGGGGGGAGCUGAAAGGGGACGCUAUGCAUCAGAGGGACAUGGUUGUAGUCAGGGUGACCCACGGAGAGGACGGUGGGGAGGCUGUCCUCUGUCAGGCCCACCUGGAAAUUGCUCCCGACCCAAAGAAUUUGACGGCCAAAGGUUUCAAUGAACUGAAAGUGAGCAACGUGCUGCGUUACGAGGUCUUGACGGAGAUCCUCUCCUCUCUGGGCGUAAGCUGCAAGCUGAACCAGACUCCAGACCCAAGUCCAGUCCACCUACUGGCCACCUCUCAGGAGGCCCGGACCACCUUUGUGGAUUGGCUGCGGACACAUGCCGAUCAAAAUGGCCUCCUCACGUUGCCCAAGGCCUCGCUCUCGUUGGUGUCCACUUCGCGGCUCCAGGACGGCCCUUCGCUCCCCGAGGGCUCCGUGGCCCUGGUCACUGACUCUUUAGGCUCCCAGAGCUGGCCUCAGUUCAGCAUGGAGACCUACAGGGAGCACCUGAAGACCAGCCUACUGGGGCACACCGUGCUGUAUGCCGAGGUCACUACGUCCACCAUGGACCUACUGCAAGGUCUGACUCUUCACUUGCCAAAGGACGUGGGUCUGAUCGCUGUCUCUGCUCGACAAAGCCAGGGCAGAGGUCGGGGCGGGAAUGCAUGGCUCAGCCCUCUGGGCUGCGCUAUGUUCACUCUGACGCUCCAGGUGGAGCUGAGCUCAAGGCUCGGGCAGAGGAUCCCCUUCUUACAGCAUCUGGCCGCUCUGGCGGCGGUGGAGGCAGUCCGCACUCUUCCUGGAUACCAGGACAUAGACUUGAGGGUGAAGUGGCCCAAUGACAUCUACUACGGUAACCUGAUGAAGCUCGGGGGAGUACUGGUGACUUCCACUGUUAUAGGAUCGACCUUUCACCUGCUCAUAGGCUGUGGGUUCAACGUGACAAACAGCAACCCCACGGUGUGCAUCAAUGACCUGAUCCAGCAGCACAACACGCGCAAUAACUGCAGCCUGCAGCCGCUCCGCUGCGACCAGCUCAUCGCCCGCACGCUCUGCUGCCUGGAGGCCCUCAUCGCCAGCUUCCAGCGGGGGGGCCCGGAUGCCGUCCUGCCCACCUACUACAAGAGAUGGCUUCACAGCGGGACUCGUGUCCGUCUCUGGAGCGAGGACGGGCUGGAGGCCGAGGUGGUGGGCCUGGACCACAACGGCUUCCUCCAGGUGCACAACAAGGAGCAGGGCGUGGUCUCCGUGGAACCCGACGGCAACUCCUUCGACAUGCUGAAGAACCUGGUGGUCAUCAAGCAGCGUUAGGACCAUCAGCCUGAAGCACCAGCCUGAUAUUUAAUCUGACUGCAUACAUGCGUCUGUGUUGUAUUGACUAAUGCAUUACUGUGUUCCUGGGUAUUGGAUAGCUUUGUGUGCUAACCUGACAUCCAUUGGAGCCAGUUGGGGCAAGACAAACUGUGGCUGAGCCUGGGUUUAAGGCUGCUAGUGACAUGUGGUCCGCGAUAGGCGCCUCACAUUCAUGUUAGUAUGACCUGCUGAUUGGGGACCACCGAUUCAAACGAGUAUCAACACAAUAUAACUUGUAUGACUUUCUGUGAGCAAUAAAUCCUUUAACCCUCAUCUGAACAGCUAACCAGCUUUUGUUCUUGCUAAUGUCUGCAAAAUAAAGAUUUCCACAGAAAUACUUUGCUGGUGUCCUUUAACUAACAAGCUUCUGCUGAACUACAAAGUUUAUUAAACCUCUUUAGUAUCUUACUAAAUUAAUUUGAAAAUUAUUUAAGAUAGUAGCUUUUAGAUUUUAACAAGAAGUUAUGUUAAAUAUUCUGUCCUUUUUACUUUAAGAAAAAAUGAAGGAGCAUAUUUGAAUUAUGUCUUUAUAAACCACCUGACUGUUUUAGACACUGGAUGAUGUAAACUACAGCAUAUAUUAGCAUAAACACAUAAUACAUGUAAUAUAAUCAAAUGUUCAUUCACAACUGAACGCUAUUCUCUUUGUAACAUUUGUGGCAAAGUUGUAUUGGAUUACUGGUGUACUGAAUAAAGUAAUUACCCCCCGCUGUAAUUAAAAGUUGACAUACUU